This is a messenger RNA of Aplosporella prunicola CBS 121167, 2117 nucleotides long. RefSeq lists its product as uncharacterized. Gene Ontology annotation, biological process: cellular response to oxidative stress. The record is from RefSeq and is a predicted model, not a curated record. Gene Ontology annotation, cellular component: cytoplasm. The transcript has 2 exons. Bases 101 to 2089 code for a protein of 662 amino acids. NCBI's taxonomy places the organism in Eukaryota, Fungi, Ascomycota, Dothideomycetes, Botryosphaeriales, Aplosporellaceae.
AGCUGAUCGUUGCCAUCGCGAAUCCAGGAUCAUCUCCGGCCACUUUGCGCGUAACUGCAACUCUCUCCCUAUCUCCACCACCUUCGUCGCGACGCGCAAUAUGACCGAAGAAGAGCAUCCCUUCAUCGCGGGGCGUCCGCCCGUCAUGGACCACCUCACAUACCUUACCCUGGUAGAGCAUAACCUGACACCAGAGCUGCUCCCCACGUUACACACGGUUCUUCAGGAUCCCGAGCUUACCACCAACAUUGGCUGGGAUCUGGUCCAUCUACUGCUUCCGCUGUUACCGGCUUCCGAGCAAUGCCUGCAGGACAUCGCAAGGCUGGGCAACCCGCGGGAAGUGGUUCUCAAAGUCACGGAAUCUUUGAGGCUUCUUGACUUUGAGAGCAUCGACCAAGAUGAAGAGGAAGAGACCCACCCGCUUGCUGGCGACAGCGCCAUCGUGUCAGAUGACGAGUCUGUGAAGAGCAAGGCACAAGAUUCCGUGACCAGCAAAGCCGAUGAUAAAGAUCCGAAGACACCUCUUCCGAUCUUACAAUUUGAAGCGCUUCUUUCUAUGCUUGCUGUGUUACAUCCGCGCAUCAGAACAAAGUACCCAAGUCGGUUUCUGUCAACUUCUCUCCAGGCUGUCUUAAGCAGCUAUAGCGAGGCUGGGCCAUAUGCAACCAACCUUACACCGGCAGUGACAAAGUUAGUGAAGACAUUGUCAGGCACGAAACGACCGCAUUUGCCGCCAAGAACGAGCAGCUUUUCUUUUGCCAAAGCUACUUUGCCUGAGAUUGCGGCAGAUCCGGAAGCGUCCAAGGAACCGACAUCGCAGGGGGAUGAUGAGUUACAGAACAAGCUCCUGCAGUCCUUCCUCACUCAUAUCUUGGAAGAUUAUAUGCUUUCUCUUUCCUCGCCCGAGGAUGUUCCCGCGCUUGCCUGGACGGCUCGUGUACAUGAAAAACUCCAUCCGGAGAGGAAAAUUCCCAACAAAAUGACGUAUGCGGAGCGCUUCAACGAGGACGAACCUUUGGUGGAAAGGUCAGGCAUUGUGGGACAGCUUGCCGCUCUUGCCCGUGAUCUUGAUAUACCGUCUGAAGAUCUAUAUGCAGCAAUCACUGACACGAAGCCGGAACCUAAUGGGUUGCCAUCGGAAGAAGACGAGCCUCCAUCAACGGCAGACGACAUUCCGCUGUCCAAGACAGGGUCUCUCUUCUUGUUCACUGCUCGUAAGAUAAGCGAGGUUCUCUACAAUUUGCCUCUGGAUGCUCAGGACCUUUAUAUCUUUCCUGAGCAUGCGACUAUCAUGGAGAAUUUCCUUAGCAUGACGCCGGGGAACAUUGGCACAGAGCCUGAGGCACUGAUUGACACUCUUCUCACAUUGGGCAUCCUUGCCAUUGAGAAGAACAUGGUCGGUGAACCCGCAGAUGAUGAAUACUUUGCCAAGUAUUUGCAGACUACAUCGCUGCUCUCAGCCAACAGUCCUUCUCCCACUCUCCGCUAUCACGCACACUAUCUUACUUCCACGGUCCUCCGCUCUCAUCCCUCCGACAUUGUCCGCCUUUCAUUCAUCCGCGACACCCUUGAGCAUUGCCCUUACGAGAAUCUCAAGGCCAGUGCCGUGGGUUGGUUAAAGGGCGAAACCGUCGAAGCCAAUAUGAAGCUUCUCUCCGCUGCCCAACCAGCACCUGCACCAUCUAUUUUCAGCACACCCGUUGCGCUGGCUACAGUGUCCCCGUUCCUCUUCCCGGACUUGUCUUACGACCUCACUGCGCCUUCGCUCCUUGAGUCGUGGUCCAAGUUCAAAAUGGAACUGAGCUUUUACCUGGCCACGCUCAAUUUCUAUUAUUUGUUGCUCUCGGCGAAGCCGCUGCACAAGGCUUUGGAUGUCCAUGGACUGCACGCGAAUAACGAUAUUGGUGGUAGCUACCUGCAUCCGCUGAGGCAAGUGGCUACGACGUUCAGGAAAGGCAUGGCGGCCGGUGGUGAGCUAAGGAUUGAGGAGGGUGAGCAGGGAGUUCAAGCGGGCGAGGGCGAUUUGCGGAUCUUGGAGGAUGCCUUGGAUAGGGUCGAGAAGGGCGUUGUGCAACUCAAUGUUGAGUAAGGAUUCACAAGUAUGGGAGGCGAUAACA